AUGUUUCUUACUACUAAUUCAUCACUUCUCCUACUGGUAUACAACAAUGAUGUUAUAUUAUUACUGUCACAUAACCUAAGCCAAUCACCUUCACCACUUCCUCCAACACCAGCACACCAACAAUUAUUUCAUCAAAAUAUAUCAUCACCUGUAAUACCAAAUCCACUAUCCAUUGGUGGCAGAUCUCAAAGACUAAUAUCACCAUCAUUGCCUAUUGUCAAUAACGACAACAAUAAUAAAAUCCAAUAUAGAGAUACAAAUGAUGUUAGUGAUUUUAGUAAAAAGUCAGGAGCAUUCAACACAGUAGGUGUAUCAAAUAUAAAUCGUGAUCUAGUAUUUACUGGAGGUUGUGACGCUUCAAUUUUUUCUUGGAGACCUUCUGAAAAUCCAUAUAAACCUACAAAAGUUGUUGUUUGUAAUACUGUUGAUAAUACUGUUGAUAAUACUGUUGAUAAUACUGUUGAUAAUACUGUUGAUAAUACUGUUGAUAAUACUGUUGAUAAUCUUGUUAAUGCUGAUAAUCUUGUUGACAAUACUAUUGAUAAGAUCGCUGGUAAUGUUGUUGAUAACAUUAUUGAUAAUAUCGUUGAUGAUACUGUUGAUAAUAAGGUCGACAAUAAUGCUAUUGAUACUGCUGAUAAUAAAGUUGAGAAUAAUUCUGUUAAAGAAGCUGUUGAUAAUUUUGUUGAUAAUUCUGUUAAUGGUGCUGUUGAUAGUUCUGUUAAUGAGAUUGUUGAUAAUAAGGAAUUUAUUAGUCGAAAGUCAAGAUCAUAUUCCACUAAAAAAAACAAAAAAUUAAAAACUAUACUUCCAAAAAGUUUUUACCCGGUAAAACGUAAACUACUACAGUAUGAAUGUUUCGAAAUUGCUAGUAAGUUGUAUGGAGGUGAUGUAAAAAUUGCAAUUAAUUUUAUAAAAGAUUAUGACGAAAAAGGGAAAGGUUCUUCCGAAGAAAAUUUUAGUUACGAAGCAUCAUCGUUUUUUAAAAGUGUUUUUUUCGGAGAAAAGCAAGAUGUUAGGAAAGUGUUGGGGGAAGAAGCAUUAUCACUCGAUAGUUCUGAUGAUACAGUUAAUUUCGGUAAUAUGGAAAUAAAUGCUAGUUCAGCCUUACAUUUAUGGACUAAUAAUAUAGCAGAAUUUAUUGAUCUGCAUGAUGAAAAAGAGGAAUUUUCCGUAAAAGAUUGGAUGGUUUUAGCACUUAGUCCUUCAGUUGGAAAAGAUGUUUGGGAAGCUUUAAUACGGCGGUUAGCACAAAAACUUGUAAAUAAGAAUAAUUAUCAUGGUGCAGUGAUGUGUUUAUUGGCCUGUGGUGAAACACAUCAAGCAGUUAAUAUUUACGUUAAUGCAAAAAUGUAUCGAGAAGCUAUUGCUUUAGCCAGAUUACGACUUAGUGAAAACAAUCCUAUACUAUUUGAUCUAUAUUCUUUAUUAGCCGAACAACUCGAAAAGGAAGAAGCUUAUGAGCAAGCUGCAAUAGGAGAUCCUUCAGCCUUACGUGCAGCAACAGCAUUAGCAUUGAUGGUUCGACAUGAAUCUUAUAAUGAAAGAUUGUCAAGGUGGAAGAAAUGUCAAUAG
This is a messenger RNA of Entrophospora sp. SA101, 1575 nucleotides long. Lineage: Eukaryota; Fungi; Glomeromycota; Glomeromycetes; Entrophosporales; Entrophosporaceae. The record is from the annotation of a GenBank genome assembly.